AGAUCGUUAGAUCUCAGCCUCAGCCCUUCAAAUGUGUUGACUGACUUGGUAGUGAUCUCAAUCGGCUCACAGAUAGCGGCGCUCCUUUCAACGCCACAGCGCGGGCAGCUGAGGCUCUGUGUGUGGGAGGGACUAACGGAGAGCUCCCCUCAGUGCAGACUGCCACCACAGCAUCGAGCAGGGAGAGAAUACAUACAAAGCAUUAUUCACUGAUAAGGUUUUUUUUUAUCUGUCCCCGUUAUGUGCUCUCUCACCCGCUGCAGCCUGUAAAGAAGAAAACGACGGAAGGGAUGCUGAAGUAGCGCGGGAUGCUAUGGGGUGAAAACAUCGUGGGAGGAAGGCUCAGAGUGAACCAGCGGGUGGCGAAACACGAAUGGCUUCUCCAGAGCUGCUUCCCGCAAAUGAGGGAGGCAAACAGCCCGAUCGUCCCGACGUCCUUGACCGGGUUUCGAGCGCGCUGUGUGUCCGCAAGUCGGGCGGAUCAACAGGAGGAGCGCUCCCGGGGGAGGGCUGCUGUAACCCGGCACGCAGCUGCCAUGACCGGUGUCAUUCAGCGCCAAGGACGGCGCCGCGCAAAGGAGGCGCGGAGGUUAAACUCGGUCACCUCGGCGAGGAGAAAGUCCGGGUUUGCUGCGACGAGGAAUUAGAGACAUCUUUCACCUAUAUUGAUGAGAAUGUGAACCUGCGACUGGCCAGCCCGGAGACUAGUUGUAAAGGUUCUCACAGACCCGUGCGCAACGGUGAGCCUUGCUCCGAGACUUUCCCGGAGUUUUCCUUCAUGUCCGAGGAUGAUCUCUCCUUCGGGGAGGGCUCCGGUACUUCUAUAGACUACGGGUUUAUCAGUGCAGUCACGUUCUUGGUGACCGGGAUCUCCUUGGUGAUCAUUUCCUACGCCGUGCCAAGGGAUGUGGUGGUGGACCGUGACAGCGUGUCGGCGAGGGAGAUGGAGAGGCUGGAGAUGGAGAGCGCCCGAAUAGGUGCCCACCUGGAUCGGUGUGUCAUAGCGGGACUGUGCCUGCUCACGCUGGGCGGCGUGGUGCUCUCCACGCUGCUUAUGAUCUCCAUGUGGAAGGGGGAGAUGUACAGGAGAAAGGUCAUCGCUUAUUCCAAGCGUUCGGCCAAACAGUAUGGCUCCAUCAGCCUGAAAACUAGAUCCAGCCCAAGCCAUUCUUCUGUGCACUUGUCCCUGGAGGAGGAAAUAGAAGAAACUUUGACUUAAAAUUCUGCUUUGCAUAUAAACCUUUUGUGUAAAACAGAGGAAUGAAUGCCAUGCACACAUUCUUACAACAUAUUGUAGCCUAAACUGUAUUCAAGUCUGCAACAUUUUUGUCUUAUACUGUAGAAAUAGCCCCAAUAUUAUAUAAUAUAUCCACAUGGCAUACAGAAAGGACAAGAAAAGCACUCAAAUGCAAAGUGAACAAUAGCCCGGAAAACCAUUAAGUGGUAUCAGAUGGUUCCCAAAUGAUUUAAAAUGGUACCAAACCAUAAAGAUGACUAGGGAGAAUGUUAGGAGGCCUGCUAUUCAUAUUUAAUGCGAAUGUUGUGCACAGACACAUUUCAGGAGGGAAGUGUGUGUCCCCGGGGCAGGAGAGUGGGAGUGAGGAGGGGUGUAAAGCUGUCCCUGUCCACUGGGAUGUGGGAAAAUCAGCUCAGUGGUCCACAUGGUAACAUCCACUGACAGUCCGUCUCUGGUGCAGUGCUGAGGUAAGCCAGUAAGUUCCACGUCAGUUUGAUUGUUGUGAGCAAUUUGACUGCAUUUGACAGUGCUGACAUAUAAUGUGCACCCUCCCUUGCUCCCGCUUGAUCCUCUCUGCUCCUCUUCUCCUCCUUCAUUCCUCGCCUUCUUGCUCUCUCUGCCACUUGCUUUUCUCCUGAAGUUUCUCAGUGCUCUCCACAGCACUGUAAAUUCACUUUGUAAGCGUGUGGAAAAGGGUCCUGGACGACCACAGCCAAGUGCCUGUGACAUAUCAAGGUUGAUGAGUCUCUCCUUACCUGUCUCCUUUCAUUUUCUCUUUCUCUCCAUGUGAGGAUGGACUUAAGAACACCUAAUCACACAUGAAAGAGUUGCCCAACUUCUAAAACCCUAAGCCUUCACUACUUCAAAGAGCUAAUUACGUUUCCAAAGUGAGGUAUCAGUCUUUUUAAAAAGGUUAUAUUAGAUGUGAUCAUGGUGAUAUUGCAGGAGACACAAAAAGCUUAGCAAAAGAGGUUUAUCAUGUGCAGACUUGGUAAGAAUAUUAAUGCCCCAGUGUCCAGGCAAGUCAGAGACCAACAUCCUUUUCUUGAGGAACAUUUUAGUUUCUGCUAUGUGAAAGAAACCUUCUCUUUCUCCCUGACAGUCAUUAAUGCUUUCUGAACAGGGCCGCAGAAAAGAAUGUCACGCAAUUCUCUUGGAAAACAAAGUCACUUUUAAUGUAUGCUACCCUGUAAGGUUCAUAGUGAACAGCUAGAAUCAUUCAUUUGUGCAAAUAUUCAUACAUACAGCCACAAAUAUUGCUUUCCUGUGCUGGUGAUUCUUAUGCAGGGUCACUGUUACCUUGGUUUCUUGUCCUUUCAUUUUCCCGGGAUGUGUGACCUUAUUUCAAGGCUUACAUUCAAAAUGACAUGAGUCAGCCUCAAUUAAUGAGAUGCGUAGGUUGAUUACUCUUAACAGCUUCAGGCCACACUUUCACUGAGUUGCACUGCUUCUAGGUGUACUGUCACAGCAUAUCCAUGUAAGUACGAGUCAGUGUGCAGACAGAUGAAUCAAAGAAAAGACUGGAUCACUGGAGUCUGAUGAGGUAUUCAGCCAGCACUAUCAUUCAAAAGAAUUGUUGCAGCAAUGAACUAAUGCAAGUUUGUGUUAAUACAGGUUUUUUUUCUGUGUCUGCGACCACAAAACAGCCAUUACUUCCUGAAAUGGCAAUAAAAUGCCAAAUGAAGGGGAUUUCCAGGGAAGGUAAUAAAAAUUAAUGAUCCAUAUGAGGCAGUGUUGUCCUGUUCUGUUCACAGAAGCUGUAAAUCCACAACCAGUAUUACAGAU
This is a messenger RNA of Micropterus salmoides (largemouth bass), 3022 nucleotides long. RefSeq names its product transmembrane protein 74. The transcript has 2 exons. Bases 374 to 1219 code for a protein of 281 amino acids. NCBI's taxonomy places the organism in Eukaryota, Metazoa, Chordata, Actinopteri, Centrarchiformes, Centrarchidae. The record is from RefSeq and is a predicted model, not a curated record.